AUGCUCCCUCCGACUCCCAUGGCUGAUCUUUUCCUCGUUUUCCCGGCUUGCGCCCGCUUUCCAGCCCUGUCCAGGGAGCGCAGGCCUGUGGGAUUGGCGGGAUUGGGCUCCCUUCUAGGGAUGGGGCCCGGUUCUCCCACCCCCCCUCCCGGUUCGUCUUCUGCGCACAACAGUAAAGGCAAAAAAUCUGGGUCACAGCUGAGGAAGACCUCAGAUACCGAGAGCAGAAUGUGGCCUGCUCUACUGCUGUCCCAACUCCUCCCUCUCUGGCCACUGCUGUUGCUACCCCUCCCACCGCCUGCUCAGGGCUCCUCCCCUCGGUCCCCACCAGCCCCGGCCCGCCCCCCAUGCGUCCGAGGUGGCCCCUCAGCCCCUCGCCAUGUGUGUGUUUGGGAGCGUGCGCCUCCACCAAGCCGGUCCCCACGGGUCCCAAGAUCACGUCGGCAAGUUCUGCCAGGAACUGCACCUCCUGCCACCCCGUCAGGCUUUGAGGAGGGGCCUCCCUCGUCCCAGUACCCUUGGGCUAUUGUGUGGGGUCCCACAGUAUCUCGGGAGGAUGGAGGGGACCCCAACUCUGUCAAUCCUGGAUUUCUGCCCCUGGACUAUGGUUUUGCAGCCCCACAUGGGCUGGCCACCCCGCACCCUAACUCAGACUCCAUGCGGGAUGAUGGAGACGGGCUCAUCCUCGGGGAGACACCUGCUACCUUGCGGCCCUUCCUGUUUGGAGGGCGUGGAGAAGGUGUGGACCCUCAGCUUUAUGUAACGAUUACCAUAUCCAUCAUCAUCGUUCUUGUGGCUACUGGCAUCAUCUUCAAGUUCUGCUGGGACCGGAGCCAGAAACGGCGCAGGCCCUCCGGGCAGCAAGGUGCCCUGAGGCCAGAGGAGAGCCAGCAACCACUGACAGACCUGUCCCCUGCUGGAGUCACUGUGCUGGGGGCCUUUGGGGACUCACCUACCCCCACCCCUGACCAUGAGGAACCCCGAGGGGGACCCCGGCCUGGGAUGCCCCAGCCCAAGGGGGCUCCAGCCUUCCAGUUGAACCGGAUUCCCCUGGUGAAUCUGUGAUGACCCCCCCCCCCAUGUUGGGGUGCUGCCAAGCAGGAGGCCAAGUGGCCAACAUAACCACCAUCCACCGAGGGUGGGGUAACCGUGGGGAAUUGGGGCCAUGGUGGGGGGCUCCUAGCUCCUGCCCUUGCACACUACCAGGAACAUUCACUAAUCCCAUGGACAAGCCCCACUGUUUGCCUUCCAGUGGUUGGGGGCUUCCCACACUUGUGACUUUGGGUCUCCCAUUCCCACCCUUGCACAUUCACAUGAAAGCCUUGCACAUUCACCUACACCCUCACAGGCCAUAGCACACAGACAUGAUCCUCAUGCUGCUCUUCUGCUCCAUGUCCCCAUCCAUGUCUGCUCAGCUGGCUCCUAGCUCUCUCCCUCUCUCCUGUUGCACAUGUCCUGCCCCCUUUACAUUCUCUGUGCCCAUCGCAGACUGGGGAUAUGCAUUCCUGGCCCUAGUAUAUGGCAUAGUGUGCCCACUCUGCCUCAUCAACACCCACUGGUCUAGUUUCUGUGGCCCUUGCAUGCUGCCCUAGAGGUGGGUGGGAGGUGAGCUAGGAGCGCCUUGCGCCAUCUGUCAUGGCCCCAUCUUAUUCCAUGUCUUAUGUUUCACUGUCCUUCCAUCCCACUCCCAGGAUGCUGGCAUUACUGAGGGCUCCCCCACAGGGGGUAGUGAGGCCCAGUUGUUAAAUUCUGUCACCUGAAAUAUGGGUUUGGGGGGAGUCACCUGCUGCACUCCAUGAGAAGGGACUCUCAUGCCCUCUCUUCCCUCCUAACUAAGUCCCUUGUCUUGUCUGUCCUGGCUGUCUGUGUGUGUGUGUGUCUCUGUGGAAUUCAGAGGCCCUUGAACAGGCCUCUACUCCCCAUCCUCCCCUACGGCCUCCCUAAAAUGUACCUAGGCUGCCAGGAACUGAAGCCAGCUGGUUCAAGGCCAUUGGGAGCUCUGCCUCCACAUAUACCCUUCUCUUCCUGGGCCCUCUCAUGUUGUCCCUUUUUCCCUCUCCUGCUUCUUACCCUUUUCCUCUCCUCAGGUUCUUCCCUCUCUCCUUGGUCUUUCCACCUUCCUUCCUCCUCUUACCUGGCUCCUAUGCUGUGAUAUAUAUUUUUGUAUUAUCUCUUUCUUCUUGUGGUGAUAAUCUUGUGGGAUGUAAGUUUCAGAAUUUUCAAAUAAAGCCUUUGCA
Psammomys obesus (fat sand rat) is the source of this 2237-nucleotide messenger RNA. It is a transcript of the gene Pianp, whose product is annotated as PILR alpha associated neural protein. Bases 1 to 1065 code for a protein of 354 amino acids. Gene Ontology annotation, biological process: regulation of immune response. Gene Ontology annotation, cellular component: membrane. The transcript has 6 exons. Lineage: Eukaryota; Metazoa; Chordata; Mammalia; Rodentia; Muridae. The record is from RefSeq and is a predicted model, not a curated record.